Molecule: messenger RNA, 1566 nt
Organism: Cladophialophora immunda
Lineage: Eukaryota; Fungi; Ascomycota; Eurotiomycetes; Chaetothyriales; Herpotrichiellaceae
Exons: 5
Coding region: 1-1566 (521 amino acids)
Source: RefSeq, a predicted model, not a curated record
AUGGGUAUCAUCGACAGCAUUCGGUCAAAGAUGCCCGGCGCACACACCAACGGACACGCCAAGAAGGUGCUGGUGGUCUUUGGCGCCACGGGCAAGCAGGGCGGCUCCGUGAUCAAGUCCGUUCUGGGCGAUCCCACGGCCGCGUCCAUGUUUUCCAUCCGCGCCAUCACCAGAGACCCUUCCAAGCCCGCCGCGCAGGAGCUGGUCAAGAUGGGCUGCGAGUGCGUGUCGGCGGACCUCGACGACAAAGAGUCCCUCCUCCACGCCCUCCAGGGCGCAUACGCCGUCUACGCCGUGACCAACUUCUGGGAGAAGAAGAGCGCGGCGGCGGAGAUCCAGCAGGGCAAGAACAUCGCCGACGCGGCCAAGGCGUGCGGCGUCCAGCACCUGAUCUGGAGCAGCCUGAUGAAUGUCACCGAGCUCUCCGGGGGCAAACUGUCCAAAGUCGCGCACUUCGACUCCAAGGCCGCGGUGGAGCAGUACAUCCGCGAGCAGGGCCUCCCGGCGACCUUCUUCAUGCCGGGCUUCUACAUGUCCAACAUCCCGGGCCAGAGCCUGAACAACGCGCAGGGCGGCGUGUGGAACCUGGCGCUGCCGAUCCCCCCGGAUGCGCCCAUGCCGCUGUUCGACGCCGACGCCGACACAGGCAAGUUCGUCAAGGGCAUCCUGCUCCACCGCGACCGCGUCCUGGGCGCCCGCGUCUACGGCGCCACGGGCUACUACACCCCGCAACAGAUCCUCGCCGACUUCCAGGCCGUCAAGGCCCGCGACGGGCCCGGCGGCGCGGCGCGCCAAGUCCCCGAGGAGGCGUUCAAGAAGGUCCUCGCGGCCAAGGGCCUGCCGGCGCCCAUCCAGGACGAGAUGCUCGAGAAUAUGCUCCUGAUGCCGCAGUUCGGGUACUACGGCGGUGCCGACCUCGGGGAGAGCCAGGCGUGCAUCUACAUUUUACUGUGUAUGGAGUCCAUCCGCGAAUUUUACUCCGUGUCUAUCGGUCUAAGCACGGAAACCAAGGCUGCGUCAAAGCGAUCGAUCGAAGAGUGCUCAUGGCUGAAAUUUCCGUGGCAGACCAUUCCGGAAGACCUCUCAAGAAGAGGGUACAAGGACCAAGUUUGCGUCGACUUCUCGCCUGUGGUGGUAGCGGCCAUGUCUAAACGGCAUCUGGAUGUCGGGGGCAUCACCUGGAAGCGCGCCGACGUCCGCCAGAUGGAUCAGAUCCCGUCCGAGGAGUCGGUGGAUGUUGCGUUUGAUAAGGGGACAUUAGACCCGAUGAUUCACGGUAGCCCCUGGGACCCGCCCACAGAGGUUCUUGAUAAUACCUGUCGAUACAUCCGAGAGGUCCAUUUCGAGCGUCUCUGUGUCUUUCGCGUGCUCAAACCUCAUGCGACCUUUAUUUAUGUAACAUACCGGCAACCUCACUUUAUCAAACCUCUCCUCAACUGUGAAGGAGUUCAAUGGGACAUCAAGGUGGACGUAUUGGGUGGUUCGGAGAGGUCUCUGGAUUAUCACGGCUUUGUCCCGAAGAAGGCCACGACCUCAGAGGCAGGCUCUGCCGAGGCCAAGACGUAG